CGCACCCAGGGGGGGGCUUUGGGGGCUUAAGCCCCCCCCAAGGACCUGAUAUAUCCGACUAAUAAAUACUGUAUGUGACUAAUCAUUCGUUAUGUAUCAUCAUAUAUGUUUUAUCGUACUUUUAUAAACUAUAAUGAAUGGUAACGUUAAACCUAUUUAUUAAAGUAACACAGAUUAAAUCAUAGAAAUCAAGAGUUGUGAAACAAAUAUUUAGACGUAUGUAUUCACAGUAUAACUGCCUGCGCUGCUGUGUUAGCUCCCUCCAUUCCAUCCUGCUCUAUGGCGAUGACUACGUGCCGUUGCCAUGGGCGACCAGCUCUAGUUUCCACAACUCUCACCAGACGCGCCCGUGCCCGCCCCGGCAGUGAAUUUGUCUUUUGUCCAGUUGACAGUCGUAGUUUUAUCGAAUUGCAGUAUAGUGUGUGUUAUGGGUUGUCUGGCUGUCAAGUUCAAGCUGUGUUUGUGGUCUAGGUCUGACAAAUUGGUUGGACAGUAGUCUAGUAAGUUAUGGGUGAUAAAAGAAAAGCUAGUAUACAAAACUAUUUUAAACCGUUGAAAUGCCACAAAAAUAUUUCGGCAAGUAAGGAGCUGCCUACAUGUGCUGAACAGCCUGAGUUUGUGUUGGAGGAUGUCUCGGGAGCUAACGUAAGAACUCUGCAGUCCGAUGUAAGUCAAAAUAACUUAGACAUUGCUUUGUUUAAAACAAAAAAAUUGACAGACAGUGAAAAGUUAAAAGUGUUGAAUGACAGAUGGGUCCCUCAAAGUAGUUUUAACUUUCCUUACAGAACGUACGGGACUCAACAACGAAAAUUUUUGUUUUCAUGGCUAAAUAAAUAUACUUGGCUGUCUUAUUCUGGAAUUGAAGACUCUGCAUACUGUGUUCAUUGUAUGCUUUUUUCCAAAAAAGAAGUAGGCAAGAGUAACGCUCAACAUACUGGCCAACUUGUUGAGGAAGGUUUUUCUAACUGGAAAAAAGCAUUAGAAAAAUUUGAAAAGCAUGCAGCCUCACAGUACCACAAGGACUCUUGUGUAAGCGCAGCUAACUUUAAAAGAGUAAUGGAUAGUGAAAUCAAAUCAAUCGACAAAUCCCUUGAUAAAGGGAAAGACCUUCAAGCCCAAAACAACGUGAAAAGAAUCCUUCCGAUAAUAGACACUAUUAUUUUGUGUGGAAGGCAAAAUAUUGCUCUUAGGGGCCAUAGAGAUUAUGGCGAGUUUGAUAUAAAUCGUAGACCUGCCGAGAAUGAGGGUAACUUUAGAGCACUGCUUAGAGCCAGAAUUGAAGCGGGGGAUCAAGAUUUAAAAAAACACUUUGAAUCAUGUGGAAAAAAUGCUACGUACAUAAGUUGGAACUUCCAAAACCAAAUAAUUGAUGCUUGUAACCAGAUCAUAACUGAAAAAAUAGCAACUAAAGUUAAAGAGGCUAAGUUUUUUAGUAUUCUCGCAGAUGAAACGUCCGAUGUUUCAACAAUUGAACAGUUUUCGUUGUGUCUACGAUACGUAGAUUCUGAUGCAUCAAAUAAUUACCAAAUAUGUGAGCAAUUUCUCAAGUUCAUGCCACUAACCUCCACAACCGGUAGGGAGUUGGCAAAAACUGUAAUAAAAGGACUUGAAGAUAGUAACAUUGACGUCAAUAACCUACGUGGCCAGGGGUACGAUGGAGCGGCUGCCAUGAGUGGGAAGUUUAAUGGGACCCAAGCCUGUAUCCAAGAAGCUCACCCCACAGCAAUAUUUGUGCAUUGCGCUUCUCAUAGCCUUAAUCUGGCAUUAUCAAACGCUUCUGAAGUUGCACCUAUCAGAAACUGUUUCGGAAUAGUAGAGAGGGUGUAUAAUUUUUUCAACACUCCUAAAAGACAAGCCGUUUUACAACAGUGUAUUGCAUCGGAGAUAAAUGUUGAAACCAACAGGAAAAAACUGCUACAACUUUGUCCAACAAGAUGGGUGCAAAGGCAUGAUGCCGUCUUUGUCAUGAAGGAGCUUCUUCAACCAGUUGAAGUAGCGUUGGAGGAAAUAAAAAACUGGAGUGAUAGAGACUCUUCUUCUGGAACUCUUAUUUUACUCAGCUCUUUACGUCAAGGCGAAUUCAUCAUUUCUCUCUUGGCAUCAGACAAGCUCCUUGGUUACACUGUAAACCUAAGCAAAAAGCUGCAAGGAAGUGAUUUGGAACUAUCUUCUGCAAUCACACAUGCUGAAACUGUACUUGAAAGCCUAAAAUCCAUAAGAACAAAUGCGGAUGAAGAGUUUCACUCCUUGUUUGAAGAGGCUACCCAUAUGGCCAACAACUUUGGAUGUAAAAUCUCCAUGCCCCGAACAGUUGGCAGACAACAAAAUAGAAACAACACACCAGCAGAUACGCCUGAAGUGUACUACCGGCGAUCUAUUUUCAUCCCUUGGAUUGAAUCUUUGAUAAGUUCUUUGGAAUCCCGAUUCAUGAAACAUAAAGACAUAUUGAAGGGGUUUGAGUGUCUGAUGCCUACAGCCGAUGGAUCACGUGGAAAGGAAGAAACCUCAAAACUUAAUUAUCUGCAGCUGUGUUGUUUUUAUAAAAAUGACAUAAUUGAAAGUGGUGGGAACAACGAAAGCCUGCUCAAAGCCGAGUUUGAGUUGUGGCACAACAGCUUUAAGACCCACACCAACACACCAAGAAAUGUAAUUGAUUUGUUGAACUUGUGUGAUAAGGACAUGUUUCCUAACAUCCACAUAUUGUUGAAAAUAUUGUGCACUAUCCCUGUAACUACGAGUACAGCAGAAAGGUCGUUCUCAACAUUACGUAGACUCAAGACCUAUCUAAGGAAUACCAUGGGUGCUAACAGACUGAGUGGACUGGCGGCUUUGAAUAUUCACCGUGAAAUAGAAGUGACCAAUACAGAGGUAGUUUCUGUUCUCAAAAAAUCGACCAGACGUCUAGAUUUUGUCUUGUAAAUAUUUUAACUUUAACUUACAUCUCAUUUUGUAAUCAUUAAAUUUACAUUUGUAAUUUAAAUGUAUUAUUUCUUUCCUUGAAAACUUAAAACUAAUUAAUGACAGUCCAACUUAUUCCAGGAUGACAUUUCAUAAUAAAAAUCAAUAUAAAGCUUUAACUUGUAAUUUUAAUAAGGUUUUAAUUGAGCUAAAAGCUGGUUUAAUGUAAUAGUAGCCUAUUAACUUAAAUUUUUCUCUAAUAAGAUUAACUUGUAGUUGAUUAUGAAACAGGCCACAGACAGUUGGUUUUAGCUUACUCAAUUAUCUAAUGAUCAUGUAAUACAGUGAUGUACCAAAUGUUACAUUAUUGUAGUUCGAUAUGUUAUAGGCCAACUAAUUAUAUAUUACUGGUCAUUGAAGGUCAUGUAAUGGAAAACUAUAGGCGUACAUUUUAUACUUGGGAAGCCGAAGCCCCCCCCAAACCAAAAUUCUGGGUGC
Molecule: messenger RNA, 3396 nt
Organism: Homalodisca vitripennis (glassy-winged sharpshooter)
Lineage: Eukaryota; Metazoa; Arthropoda; Insecta; Hemiptera; Cicadellidae
Product: 52 kDa repressor of the inhibitor of the protein kinase-like
Exons: 2
Coding region: 508-2919 (803 amino acids)
Molecular function (GO): protein dimerization activity
Source: RefSeq, a predicted model, not a curated record